UUGCCCUUCAGUUGUACAUUACAAUAGAGGAAGCAUCAUGCGUCUACGUGCCUGUCACCUCGUAAACCCUCCCGCCCCAUCCUACAUCUGUUUGUCUCCUGCUGUGCAGGACUCAGAGACUUCAGGAAGCUCUGAAGCAGCAGGUGUUUGGAGUAUUUUGGAAACAUGUCUGGAUUCAUCCAGUUGUUGAAGAAGAGGAAGGAGCUGAUCCCUCUGGUGGGAUUCAUGGCGUUCGCAGCAACAGGAGCCACAUCUGCUUCCCUCUACUUUCUGUUCACCAAAUCCGAUGUGAUUUUGAACAGGACUACAAACCCAGAACCAUGGGAAAGACUGGACCCAUCAAAGCCCCAAAAGCUAAUCACCAUCAAUCAGCAAUGGAAACCAGUGGAAACUCUGGAAAUGGUGAAGUCCAUGACCAAAUAAAGAAAGAAGAGCAAGUAUCAUCUCUGAAGAUGUAGAGUCUUGACUACUUGCCAGGCCCCCUCAUCAGUCUAGCAGAAUCCUUUCUGCACAAACUAGGACGCUUUGACACUCAGUGUGCGGAAAUGCUUCUGCUCAACUGGUGGGGUUUCACCCUGCUCUGUAGCGGCAACACAAGGACAUCUAUCCACAUCGACAGAAAAAGAAAUGUCUGAGAUUAGGACGGGUCAUUUGUUUUUGUUUUUUUGGCUAACCAGAGGGGGAGAGAGGAAUUUUUACUUUAUCAGCUGUGGUUCGUCUUAACUGUCAGAUACCUUCAAUAUGAAUGUUCAUUGCUGUCUAAAUAUAAAAAAAAAACACAAACAGAGAGUACUGUACUGCAUAUUGUCAAUAAAGCUGAGCUUUUAUGUGGCUUAGAAGACCA
This is a messenger RNA of Xiphophorus maculatus (southern platyfish), 844 nucleotides long. RefSeq names its product normal mucosa of esophagus-specific gene 1 protein-like. The transcript is spliced from 5 exons. The record is from RefSeq and is a predicted model, not a curated record. NCBI's taxonomy places the organism in Eukaryota, Metazoa, Chordata, Actinopteri, Cyprinodontiformes, Poeciliidae. The coding region runs from base 166 to 423 and encodes 85 amino acids.